AUGGCUGACGCGCAACCUGCUGCCGAUUCGUCGAACCCCUCCCGGGGCAAUCGCAACCGUGGAAGAGGCCGUGGAGGUGGAGGUGGAGGUGGAGGCGGAGGAAACAACGCUGGGUCUCGCGGUAGAGGGCAGAGGAGCGGACGCGGCAGAGGCGGUAACAAUGCUGGCGCCGGAGCUCAUACAAACACCCCGAGCGCACCGCAAGUCGCCCCCAAGGCCGAAUCCAAGCCGCUUGCUCGCGCCGCGACGGAGGGUGACGAUACCGCAAGCACCGACGGCGAGGUGUGCUUUAUUUGCGCAGAGCCUAUCAAGUUCCACUCGAUUGCGCCAUGCAACCACAAAACAUGCCACAUUUGUGGUCUGCGUAUGAGAGCUCUGUACAAAACUAAGGACUGCCCUCAUUGCAGAACACCCUCGCCUUUCGUAAUCUUCACCGAGGAUGCAAACAAGCGAUACGAAGAGUACACAGACGCCGACAUUACAAGUUUCGACAACAAUAUCGGCAUCCGUUAUACAAAUGAAGAAAUCGUGGGUGAUACAGUCGUCCUUCUCCGCUACAAUUGUCCGGCGGACGACUGUGUCUUUGCCGGUUUAGGCUGGCCAGACUUACACAGGCACGUCCGGUCCGCCCAUCAAAGGAAGAUGUGUGAUCUGUGUACCCGUAAUAAGAAGGUGUUCACCCACGAGCAUGAACUGUUCGCCGAUAAGGAGCUUGAGAGGCACAUGAGACACGGAGAUGAUAAGCCUGGCGCUAUUGACCAGACUGGCUUCAAGGGUCACCCGCUUUGCGGCUUCUGCGGAUCGCGAUUCUACGACGACGAUAAGCUCUUCGACCAUUGCCGUGAGAAGCACGAGAGAUGUUUCAUCUGUGACCGGAGAGAUUCUAGGCACCCCCACUACUUUGUUAAUUACAAUGCGCUGGAAAAGCACUUUGAAAAGGACCACUUCCCCUGUCUUGACAAGGAGUGUCUGGAGAAGAAGUUUGUGGUGUUCGAGUCGGAGAUGGAUCUGAAGGCGCACCAGCUGGCGGAGCACGCCAAUUCACUUUCCAAAGACGUCCGUAGGGACGCUCGUGUGGUUAACAUGUCAGGCUUCGACUUCAGGCCAAGCUAUGAGAACGAGAGAAGAGGCGGAGGCGGCGGAGGAGGAUCAGGUAGCGGGCGGCAAGGACGUGGACGUGGCCGAGACCCCAAUGCGGAGCCGAUACCUCAGAGCUCUGCUCAACCUCUUCGCCGCGACGAGCUUGCUUUCCAGAGACAGAUGGCCAUCCACUCGGCGCAAUCAGUAUCCAACCGCACUUUUGGUGGUCAGCUCUCCGGCUCCUCUGCUCCAGCACAACCUACCUCAUCCCGUCAAGGCAAUGCUGCUGCUGCUUCCUCCGCUGCUCGUCCCGCAGCACCUGCUCCAACACUCCCUACCUCUGCAAUGGAGCAGUUGAACGUAACCGACGUCGCAUCCUUGCCGCCUCAAGAGCGCGCAACGAUGCUUCGCCACCAAUCGGUCAUUGAGCGCGCCUCAAACCUACUAGGAAAGGACGAGUCUAAGAUGAACACCUUCCGUGAGCACAUCUCGUCUUUUAGAAAAGGAAAGCUUACUGCGCCGCAACUUGUCGACGCAUUCUUCUCUCUUUUCGCCGACGCUUCGUCCAAUGCGCUCGGAACACUGGUCCGUGAGGUUGCCGAUCUGUUCGAGGACAAGACCAAGGCCCAGGCUCUACAAAAGGCAUGGCAGGACUGGCGAGCCAUCAACGAGGACUAUCCGUCCCUGCCUGGUUUGGGUGGUAUGCAAGGCGCCACCACGGCCUCAAGCGGCUGGGCCAGUGCCGCCACUGCUUCUCCCGUGGCGCCUGCCGCGGCUCCUACCCAGAAGCACUCUAACCGCGUUCUGCGGCUCAAGAACAGCACGCGUGCGGGUGCUGCAGGCCCAAAGCCCGUCACACCGUCCGCCUCGUCAAGUAACUGGGUAUCGUCAUCGCCGGCCGUCCGCCCGCCACCAUCAUCCGCCUUCCCCGCCCUCCCCGCCGCGUCAUCAUCAUCUUCGUCAUCUUCGGCAGCUCCCCGGCCAUCCUGGAUCGGCCCGAACAACCCUUCAUCCGGCGGCGGAAGCAGAUCAUCUGGUCCUGCAGCGCGACCUGCAGGGCGACCAGCUGCUGGUGGCGACGCCUUUCCGGCGCUGCCUCCGGCACAGAAGCCGCUCACGACAAUCUUUGGUUACGGCGGCGGUAGAGGUGUCCGGCGAGAUCUCGGAGGCGCCUCAAGCAAUUUCAGCUGGGGCUCGGCUCCCGGAAGCGGCGCGGCAAGCGAGAACGCUUCGGAGAGGGAAGAUGAGGAAGGCGCUUCUUCAGGCGGCAAGAAGAAGAAGGGCAAGAAGGUGCUUGUCCAGUGGGGAUAA
This is a messenger RNA of Colletotrichum truncatum, 2391 nucleotides long. RefSeq names its product E3 ubiquitin-protein ligase hel2. Lineage: Eukaryota; Fungi; Ascomycota; Sordariomycetes; Glomerellales; Glomerellaceae. Gene Ontology annotation, molecular function: ribosome binding; ubiquitin protein ligase activity. Gene Ontology annotation, biological process: protein ubiquitination; rescue of stalled cytosolic ribosome. The record is from RefSeq and is a predicted model, not a curated record.